UCAAUUUGUAGGUUAAAUUAGACAUUAGAAAUGUUAUUCAUUGUCACCGGAUUAAUAAGAAUGUGAGGAAGACUAAAUGUGUCUUUUGUUUAGAAUUGAUUUUAUUGAGAUAAAAAUAUAAGUACUGAAAAUCAAAAUGAAGCGAAUAAAAACCACAAAAGCCUUAUUGCCCCUCGAUUCGAAAAUUGAUCACUACGUAAACAAUGAAAAUGACAAAAGCGAAGGAAUCAAUCAAAGCGUUAAUUCUGAUAAUGAUGGAAUGCCACUGAAGAAAAGGAAAAAAGAAAAGGCAGACAAGAAAUUAAAUGGAAUUUCUAACGAUGAUAGGUCGACUAUUGUCGACGACAAUGUUUCUUCGUCAAUUUUAAGGGCAGAAAAUAAGAAGAGAAAGAAGGAACGGCAGGUGAGAGAAACUGCAGAACCCCCACCGGAUAGUAAGGCUCUGAAUUCAGAAGAAGACCAAACUGAGCCAGAGCAAAUGAAUCAGAACAGAAGGGAAGAAAAAAAUACGAGUGACGAUGAUGAAGUUUCUACAACAAAACUCUCCUCCAAGGAGAUCAAUGAAAUUUCCGCAAACUACUUGAGAUCAAGCUUCAAGACAGCCUCGGGUCUAAGUAUCUUACGAAAAUUUGUGACGAUAUGCAGCGAGAAUACUGAACGUGAGUUAGCAUCAGAAUAUAUAGAAAAAUCAGGGAACGUUUUCGAAAUUCUUCGAUUGUUGGAAGGAUGUGACAGUAAGAAUUUGAAUAAUGUAGCACUAGUGUUCUCUGGUAUGCACAUUGUCAUUAUGAAAAUUCUGGAAAAGUAUCCCCAGAAUAUAGGAUCAGCUCAGGAAGCCUGCCACCACUUCAUAAAUGUCUACGUAUCAACGAUUCAUGCGAUGAUGUCCAAACAAAGUACUCCCAAACAACGGAAGAUAGUCCUACGUUUGCUUGCAUCGAUCGUGUCAUUGGGAGGUACCCUACCUCGAGAAUUACUUGCUCAUCUUUCAUUUCAUGCUGAAAUAGUAAUUCUAAUGUGCCAGCAAACAAAACCAACAGAUCCACAGAGCGUUAGAACAUGUUUCAUUCAUUUUAUUCUAUCAUUUCUUGUGGAUUCUAGAGCUUCGGUCAUCAGAGGACUUUUAGAGAAGCGUGGAUUACUCGCCAGUAUAUUUCCUCAACUUAUUUACGAUUCUCACUUGACUGUGCACCUUGUUUUAAAUACCAUAAAAACUUACGUCCUUGAGAACAGUGCUGUUACAAAAACACUGAAACUACAAGUGUUUUCCACACCGGUUGUGCAAAAUUUGGUGUCUUUGUACAAUUGGAAAGGCCCAAAGAACUGGCCUGGAUUCGAGAAUAAAAAACGAAAGAGUCUCACUGGAUCUGUGGAUCCUGAAGAGCGAGCUCUUGCCAUUGAGACGGUUCAUGAUUUCCUACUAGUUCUUCUGACAUCAAGUCGUUAUGGAAUUAUUUUCAAUGAUAAAACGCUGGGUACAACUGGGAAGAAAUGUAAUCAGCUGGCCAAUACAAUUCUUCAGAGUUUGGAAAAACCCUGGGAGCAUGAAAAACCUUGUGACUUGGUUUUAAAAAUUUUGGCUGCUUGUCCUGAUCUCAUAAAGCAUCAAUUAGCAUACACUCAACCGUUUUUGGAGCCCAGACCUUCGACUAAGUGGAUGGCAGUUAUGGAUUUCAUCAAGAGAGUUCUUGAAGCUGUUGACCCUGAACAUUGUUUCAAGGCUUCUCUUCCACAAUUGACGUCUUCUCAGUUGGUUAAUGCAACAUUAACUUUAACUAUGCCUUCCAUUGUGUUGAAACAUGCUGUUGUACCUUCUCUCCACGCUCCUUGUAUUAUUCUACGCCAUGAAGCUCUCAUCACUCUCACAAUUAUGCUGAAUCAAAUAAGAAAAUUCUUGAAUGUUGCGGAAAAAAAUGUAAGUACUUCUGAAUAUUCAAAUUUACAAUCUCAUGUAAGAGACUACGUCUUAAAAAACCUUCCUUCAGUCCAAGACAUUUUAAAAGUUUGGAGAGAUGCAAAUGAAUCCGACGAAAAUGUAGAUGCUGUACAGGAGAUUUUACUGCCUCGCAAAUCUAAACAUUUUGCAUGCAUUUUGGAUUUACUGCGGUGCUAUCUUCGCAUUUUUCCUGAAUACAUACGAUCAAAUGAUCUUGAAGAGUUGAAGGAGCAUUCUCAGGCAUUACUGACAUCAUUAAAUGCCCUUGAAGAUGUUAGUGAGGAGGAGCUGAAAUUCAUGAAGUUACAAGCAAUUCAAAUAAUUCAACUUUUGAAUCCCAAGAUUUUCGAACCCAGGGAACAAUUUUUGGCAAACACUCUUUUAUUCUUGCUACCUCUACAGGAAGAUUCUUCUGAUAAAAUUAAAUUUGAGGGAACGCAAACGAUAAAAUCGCUUUUGCAGGCAUCAAAAAUAUUUGAAAAGUGCGAGGAUCAAAUAGAUAUCUGGUUAAAUAGUUUGAAUCUUCUCAAGAAUUCUGAAGAGAGAACAGAAGUUUCUCAGUGGCUAGUAAAAAUCAUACCAAAGGCAGCCAAACAUGCUGUAAAGUACCAGGGAUUGAUAGAGAAUGUUGAAAAGACUGCAGAAAAUACCGAUGCUGAUGUGGUUCGAACAGAAAAACCUCCAAAAAUUGAAACCAAUUUGAAUAAGUCAACAAAACCAACAGCGAGUAUUCCAGCUAUUCUGUGUGCUAGUUUCGAUAAUUUGAAAAAGCAUUGGAACGAAACUGCAGGAAAAUUCAUUGGGUUCAUAACGGUUUUAACAUUGCAUUGUCAAGUAUCGCCAAAUACUUUAAUUGAAAUGAGUAAGGAUAUUCCAGGCAGGCAAUUGGAAUAUCUAAAUAGCUGGAGAGUAGGAGAGACGCCGAUGCCCCUGAAGAAGAUAUUAUCAAAGAACAUUGUAGGGAGAUUCAGCAAACAUUUACUUACCAGUGAAGUAAUUGAAUUCGAUAGAAUUCUGAGUAAUGAAGAUGGUUCAAUUUCAAACUAUGAAUUUAUGAAUCUAGUCCGAAUGACAGUCUUUUAUCUGACUCAAUUUAUCCAGAGAGGUGAACUGACCGAGAAGAGACUUGAUCAAUAUAAACAAGUGAUAAUUAAACUCUUCGAUUUUAACAAAUGUUCAAGCAAAGAAAAGUAUGACUCAAAUAGUGUAAUCGAAUGCACCAGAUAUAUUCUGAUACAUCCAAUACUUUUGAAUUCUUUCAAUCCAGUGGCGAAGAUACAAGAUAAUACAGCGAAGAUUGUAACUAUUGGCCUUGUCGAAAUUUUCGAGAAAAUUGUGGAUAUUAAUGAGGAGUCAGACAUUCAAGAUUUAUUAGUGCCCUUUAAGAAUAAAUUAAUGUCUCUUUUGAAAGUUGUUCUGAGGAAAUGUGCAGGUGGGUGGGCACUGAGAACCACACAUUGCCUCCUGAAAUAUAUCUCAAUUCUUCAACUGAAAUCGUCUGACCUCCAAGAGAUUCUCAAAAGUCUAACGAAUUUACCACGGGAAGGUUUUUUAACUGAAGAUAAAAAAACUCUCUCUAUUUGGGGACAAGUUGUGCCAAGAUUAAUGGAAUUAUUAUCGGAAAAGAAGAAUUUAGAAAUGAUUGCGCAAUUAUCAAAAGAAACUCAAAUGGUCCAUAAGGUGUUUAUCUAUUUUACACAUUUAAAAUGCACAAGACUAAACAUAGAGAGUUGGGAAAAUUCACUUUAUAAAUUCUUGAAUGCUUUCCCUCAUCUCAUCGCAGUAGUGGAUCUAAAAACUUUCAACUCCUUACUAGAGAACGAACUUGGUGAAUCAACAAUCCGCCUUAUAUGUUUUCUCACCGAGAGAAAUCCAAAAUUAAUUCCACCAUUCACCAAACACGUUUCAAGCGACAAAAUUCUAAUUGGACACCCUAAACUAAUUUUCGGCGUCUUAUCGAGCAAUUUGACUUACAAAUGGAGUUCAGAAUUUCUAUCUAAAAUUAACCAACAAUAUGAACAGAAUAUUAUUGAAUUCUUUUUGUUCUCCGAAAAAUCUCAAGAUUGGCUCAACCAAAAUGUAGAUGCAGUGACGUAUCUGAUUAAUGCUUGCUUCAGCCUUGAGGUAUGUGAGGGAAUUUCAAGAAAAAGCUUGUCCAGUGGCGAUAAACUUGAAACCGUAGAUUUGAACUAUACGAAACUCCUCUACAAUCUGUUCUUAAGAAUUUCUCAACUGCAUCAGAAUCCCCAGGAAAUUCUCACUCAAACUAUUCAAGUUCUCAUUCGACUAAGCGUUACAAUUCUAAAAAAGAAUACAAGAGACGAAGAACGAAUUGAAAUUCUCUGCAAGUAUAUUUCCGAAACAGUUACAAAACUCAAAUCAUUUAAGAAAAACAUUAUUUUGGAAGAGCUGAGUAAAAGUUACUCGUGGCCUCAGUUCACGAGGUUCUCUUUAAGAUCAGGACUGAAGAAUUUGAAAAGCGGUUCUACAAAAGUUCUAUCAUUGUUGAAGACCUUAUCAGAAGUCUGUGACAUCGCUUACGAAGAUGAAAGUCAAUGCGAAUAUGUAAAAACAUUAUUCGAGAUGAUAACAUCGCAUUCCGAAUUCGUGAACCUCAUGUUGAGUUCUCAGGACAUCAAGCAAGAUUUACUUCGACUCAUCUUUAUCCUUAUCAAGAAGAAUUCAACAAUAAUGACGUCAUCUCAUAUUCCCCUGUACUUAUCAGCUUAUAAUGCCUCGUUGAGUCAGUCCGAUAAACAAAUUUUGUUGAUUCUCCAACAUUAUGAAUGUUCGGGAAUCAAAUUGACGGAAUAUAAACCUUAUCUGUUUGGAGAGGCUGCGGCCUCUCAUCACAAUGUAAGGGGGAGAACAGACACUGCUAUUUGGAGACAACCAUCAAAUUCGCAAGUCCUACAGCUCUUCAACAUGGAUAUGGUCAGGAAUACGAUAAUUAAUUUUCCAGUUGAAAGAACACUGCAACUCAAUGAAUUACCGUGCGAUAAAAAUGUUUAUGAUCCAGCAUUUUAUUUACCACUGUUGACACACUUGCUAGCAGACAAUAAUAUGAUUGAAUGUCAUAAUGUUACUCAAUCUGGUGCACUAGCAUUGGUGUUUGCUGCGUGCGGAAGCACCUGUCAGGAGAUUCGUAUGAGUGCACUCACUAUUUUAUCCAGAUUCUACUUUCAUCUCGAAGCUACAAGAUCAAAGGAAAAGUUGCUGUGGAUGCGUAUGAUUGACGUGGUGCGGAAUGCCAUUGCAUCGCUUGACUGUCCACUGACUAAUGUUCGUUUGAAUUGUUUUGUUUCGACAUUCCUCGCAAAGAGUUCACUGAUUGCUACUCAACCAUUGAAUCCACUCUACGCUCCUCUCCACAAUUUUUUUAUGGCUAAACCAGAACUCGAUUUGAGAACAAUACCGGAAUUUUUAACCUUGUUCAAUAGCUCUCAUAUCAAUCAUAAGGUGCACCGGCAUUGGAUUCUGGAGGUGGUACGUGAUGGAUUAAAGACAAACUUCGAUAUGGAAAUUGCAUCAAGAUUCUUUUUAUUCAGAAUGCUCUUCUAUGUUUAUGGAAGUGUUCUUACUGAUGCCGAUACCAAAACUUUGAUUCUCCAAGUGAUCAAAUCGGCCGUGACAAUUCCAAAAGCUGCAUUGUUUUUGUGUCACAAUUCUGAAUUACUUGUCUGGCUUAAUGUAGUUGCCAGUGAAAUAAAUUCUCGAGACAACGAAGGCUUCGAGUUAAUCAUCGAAAUAGUUAGGACUUUACUCGAUACAUUAUUGAGUAUCAAUGAUAGAAAUAGUCACAUUCAAUUCAUGUUACUCGAAGUUUUAAAAAUUCUCAUUCCAAAAUUAUCUAGGAAUACAAAAGUGAGCUGUUACUCCAAAUUGUUGCGCUCCCUUGAAGAAAUUUUGAAAAACAAAUCAUUAUGUACGAUGAUCCAUAAAGAUCAAAUUCAGAGAUUGGUUGAAAUAUCGAUGAAUAUUGUGGGCGAUGUACAAGAGUGCGCAGAGAUUUUAAUCUAUAAAUGUGAGUUUGUGGGGAUCUCGGAGUCAAUAGACUGUAAUGAUGAACUUGAUGCAGCCAAAGUGAAUCUUAGAAAUAUUGUCAUCCUCUGGCGAACUCAGAUAAAAUCAUAAUUUAUCGAUGAAGAACUAUUGUAAAUAAAACGUCAUAUUUUCUUGAA
This is a messenger RNA of Fopius arisanus, 6117 nucleotides long. Its product is annotated as nucleolar pre-ribosomal-associated protein 1. Gene Ontology annotation, biological process: maturation of LSU-rRNA from tricistronic rRNA transcript (SSU-rRNA, 5.8S rRNA, LSU-rRNA); maturation of 5.8S rRNA from tricistronic rRNA transcript (SSU-rRNA, 5.8S rRNA, LSU-rRNA). Bases 137 to 6070 code for a protein of 1977 amino acids. NCBI's taxonomy places the organism in Eukaryota, Metazoa, Arthropoda, Insecta, Hymenoptera, Braconidae. Gene Ontology annotation, cellular component: nucleolus. The transcript is spliced from 3 exons. The record is from RefSeq and is a predicted model, not a curated record.